Scomber japonicus (chub mackerel) is the source of this 870-nucleotide messenger RNA. RefSeq names its product zinc finger protein 616-like. The record is from RefSeq and is a predicted model, not a curated record. Bases 7 to 870 code for a protein of 287 amino acids. NCBI's taxonomy places the organism in Eukaryota, Metazoa, Chordata, Actinopteri, Scombriformes, Scombridae. The transcript is spliced from 2 exons. Gene Ontology annotation, cellular component: nucleus.
ACAACAAUGACUUCAGUUCAACGUUUCAGAGAGUUAAUCAAUGACCGACUAACUGCCGCUGCUGAAGAAAUAUUCCGACAUUUUCAAACUAUGAUCUCAGAGUACGAAGCAGAGAUCAACCGUCAGCGCAGACAGCUGGAUAUCAUUUGGAAACCUGAGAUAAAGUUACACAGAACAGAUGUCCAGCAGCAGGAGCUAGUAAUUAAAGAAGAGCAUCAGGGGUUGAGCUCCAGCGUGGUCCAGGAGCACCAGGAGCACCCAAACAUUAAAGAGGAGGGGGAAGCGUUCCUACUUACUCAUUUCCCUGUGCAGAAUGAUGAUGAAGAGAAAUCUCAGUUGUCACAGCUUCAUCAAAGACAAACUGAAGAGAACAGUGAGUCAGAACCCUCAGGCAGCAGCUCAACUGAACAGAUGAAAAGAACAGAAGCUGAUGGAGAGGACUGUGGUUUUAAAUGUCUAUCUGGAUCUGAUGGCAAGACUUCAUACUCAUCUGUAGCUGAAACUGAAGAUAAUGCUGAUUGGAAGGAGACCAGGAAAUCUCAGACGGACUUAAAUACUAUGAAAAAAAAUGCAUCUGUAAACAAUAUAGGAUAUAAUACUGGCACUAAAUAUAGCUGCUGUAAAUGUGGUAGAAGAUUUGGCCAAAAGCACCAUCUUCAGACACACAUGAGACGUCAUACUGGGGAGAGACCCUUUGGUUGUACACUUUGUGGGAAAAGAUUUACUCAGAAAGGCAAUCUGACAAAACACCUGAUAGUUCACACACAGAAAAGGCCAUGUAGUUGUCCUGUUUGUGGUGAAACAUUUGCACAAAGAGGAAACCUGACACAACACAUGACUGUCCACACAAGGGAAAAACUUUGUUGGUGA